Molecule: messenger RNA, 294 nt
Organism: Penicillium brevicompactum
Lineage: Eukaryota; Fungi; Ascomycota; Eurotiomycetes; Eurotiales; Aspergillaceae
Exons: 2
Coding region: 1-294 (97 amino acids)
Source: RefSeq, a predicted model, not a curated record
AUGAAGGAUUACGACAUGUAUGUGAAUGAAACAUCCACUCAAAUCCACAACGAGCAUCUCUCCGGAUGGAAUCCAACGAACAAUACUCCGGGUAGACCGGAGAGAAUAGUGGAUAAUCUCUGGAGCGACUUCGAGGUAGCGGCUUCAAGCGACUCUUAUCAGUGGCAUCUGUCGCCCUCAGUACCAGGAGCACCAAAUGAUAUCAUCGGUGCAAAUAUCUUAGCUGAGGAUAAUUUUACACGUCAUAGCUCAUAUCCUGAGCGCAAGCGCCGCUCCGUUGAUCCAUGGAUCUAA